AUGAAACCAGAGGUGCAUUCACUUCCGGAAGACCCUCCGAACUACUACAUUUCUCUCUCCGAUAUUGCUCAUCCAUCGAUUGUACAAUCUUAUUUAAAUUUGGAUCGUAUUAUGGAAGAAAUACACGGAUCAUGGUUUGUGGGAGAUUGUACAAAAUUUAGGCUUGCGAGUUAUUUGCAUCAAAUCAUGUUAUUUCUGCUCAUGAAGAGUGAACCUCUGAUCAAGUUGAGAAAUGAAAAUUUCAGAAAAGUUAUGCAUGAAUAUGCUGUACAGCGAGUGAUAGAAAUGGAUGAAAAGUAUGUCAGGAUGUUAGUACUUGAAAAUCAAUAUUCAUCUGAAACACCAAACGACAAAGAACCAAUAUCGAAGAAUCAAGUUCUAAUGACGAGUCCAAAUUUUGAAGCUAUGACCUCGUCUCGCCAAUAUUUUAAUAUUCUGAUCGAUCAUUUCUUUCCAGGAGAGUUAUCAACUUUUGCAAAACAAGAAGCACACAAAUUGACCCAAUCCUCAACUGGUGUUACUCAUUUGCAAAAGUUUUUGAACCACUACUUUACAAGUUCGGAGUUUGGAGAUAUCAAUGGAGAACUUGAUGAAGCAUUUUGCUGCUCUCUCUUACUUUUGCUGGAAUACUUGUCAGCUGAAGUGUUAGAGCUGGCUCUCAAUCAGACAAAAACGAUACAAUCGAAUAUCAUAACAUUGGCGAAUGUCGCCAAGGGCAUUGAACAAGACGAAGAGUUGAGAAGUUUAAUGCAUUUAAGAGCUAUUGGAUAUUUAUCAACAGCUUUCGAGUCAUUGGAUGAUUUUACAUGUUACUACGAUGACGCCACAGGAGGCGCUCCACCCUUAACAAUGAAAGCAGAUGUUGAACAAAAAGAGGAAGCAGAAACACUUGUUAUUGAGGAACCAUCUUUAAAAAAGAGAAAGCUGGAAGAGGACUUUAAUAAUUUCUCUCAACUACCUCCAGAGCUUCAUGAAGAAAUUGUAAAACAUUUUUACCCUCUGCCCAAACUACUGGACAAGCGGUUGGUAUGUAAACGAUGGAAUUAUUAUAUUGUAAGAAAUGCGGAAAUAUGGAAAUACUUGUGUGCUCACACACUUCAAGAAGAGAAUAUCUUUGCAAGCAAUUUUAAAAACAUGACUCUACAUGAGAUUUUUUCAUCAAUAAGCUCAUAUCCAUUCUAUUCGAGUCCAUUUGGACAUUUCGUUCAAAUUCAUGACUUGCGGAAUUUUCUAGAAAUUUACAACUUGAAGGUGAGAUUUCACAUGCAGCUGUUCCAAGACCUCACAUCACCAAAGCUUUUUCAAGGCGAAGAAACUUGUAACUUGUGUGACUCUAUUAUUCGGUCAAUGCAAAAGAAUAUUACUUUUGGAGUUACGAGUUGUUGUGUUUCAAAUUAUGAGUUUCCAUAUGAUAACAAGGCUCUAUUCGCUGAAACGAAACUGUUCGGACUGCCGUAUGUGCCUCAACAGUUUGAAACACCAGAAAAUCAUUUCUUUCUUGGUCAAAUUAACUGUGAACAACUGAAAUCAAAAGGACUCAUUUCAUUGAAUAGAAACAUGCCAUUGAAAGGAAUGUUAUAUUUCUUUACCUCAUGUAAUGCAUGUAAAGUAUUCUAUAACGAAGAGAUUGGAGACUGGACUCCACUUCAACCGUUGCGACCAUAUGUGCCCGUUCCUUGGACCUAUCGUCUUACUAAUAUUUGCGAUUCCAUGCUCAUUCUCAAUGACAAUGCGUGUAGGAAGUCUCUCACUCCUAUGCUUGAAUAUUUUGACGAUGCUUGUCCCAUUGCCAGCAUUCCAAAUGUGCUUUCAAUUAGAAAGCAAAACGCUGUCGUGAUUGGUCUGACGGUUAACGAUGCAACGAAAAGUACAAACGAUGUUAUUUUAUGGAGAUCUCGUCACAAAAUCCAAAAUGUAAUCGUGACUAUAAUGAUCAGUGAAGAGGAUUUGAAGUUGAGAAGUUUUGACAAAUGUUGGAUGAUGGAAGAGAAAGAUCUCCAAGACAUUGAAGAAGAAAAAGUAGAUCCUUCCUACGGUAAUGAAUAG
This is a messenger RNA of Naegleria lovaniensis, 2046 nucleotides long. RefSeq lists its product as uncharacterized. Bases 1 to 2046 code for a protein of 681 amino acids. The record is from RefSeq and is a predicted model, not a curated record. The transcript has a single exon. Lineage: Eukaryota; Heterolobosea; Eutetramitea; Acrasida; Naegleriidae. Gene Ontology annotation, molecular function: protein heterodimerization activity.